Molecule: messenger RNA, 1701 nt
Organism: Miscanthus lutarioriparius
Lineage: Eukaryota; Viridiplantae; Streptophyta; Magnoliopsida; Poales; Poaceae
Source: the annotation of a GenBank genome assembly
AUGUCAAACCCGCCGCAAAAGAAGGCGAUCCGUAAUCCCGGCUCCGGCGCCGGCGGGCCGGCGGGCGGCUCGCGGGGGCCGGCGGGGAACACGGUGAAGUUCGCACGGCGGACGGCGAGCGGGCGGUACGUGAGCCUGUCCCGGGAGGACAUCGACAUGGAGGGCGAGCUGGCGGCGGACUACACCAACUACACGGUGCAGAUCCCGCCCACGCCCGACAACCAGCCGAUGAUGGACCAGGCGUCCGUGGCCAUGAAGGCCGAGGAACAGUACGUCUCCAACUCGCUCUUCACCGGCGGGUUCAACAGCGUCACGCGCGCCCACCUCAUGGACAAGGUCAUCGAGUCCGAGGUGACGCACCCGCAGAUGGCCGGCUCCAGGGGCUCCCGCUGCGCCAUGCCCGCCUGCGACGGCAAGGUCAUGCGCAACGAGCGCGGCGAGGACAUCGACCCCUGCGAGUGCAGGUUCAAAAUCUGCCGCGACUGCUACCUGGACGCGCAGAAGGAUGGCUGCAUCUGCCCGGGGUGCAAGGAGCACUACAAGAUCGGCGAGUACGCCGAGGACGACCCCAACGACGCGUCGUCGGGGAAGCACUACCUGCCGGGGCCCGGCGGCGGCAUGAUGAACAACAGCAAGUCCCUGCUGGCGCGGAACCAGAACGGUGAGUUCGACCACAACCGGUGGCUCUUCGAGAGCUCCGGCACCUACGGCUACGGCAACGCCUUCUGGCCCACGGGCGGCAUGUACGACGACGACCUGGACGACGAGGGCGGCCCCGGCGGCGGCGGCGACGGCAUGCUCCCCGAGCAGAAGCCAUUCAAGCCGCUGACCCGCAAGAUACCCAUGCCGACGUCCAUCAUCAGCCCCUACCGGAUCUUCAUCGUCAUCCGGAUGUUCGUGCUCCUCUUCUACCUCACGUGGCGCGUCCGCAACCCCAACAUGGAGGCGCUCUGGCUCUGGGGCAUGUCCAUCGUGUGCGAGCUCUGGUUCGCCUUCUCCUGGCUGCUGGACAUGCUCCCCAAGGUGAACCCCGUGAACCGGAGCACGGACCUCGCGGUGCUCAAGGAGAAGUUCGAGACGCCGUCGCCGUCCAACCCGCACGGCCGCUCCGACCUGCCGGGGCUGGACGUGUUCGUGUCCACGGCCGACCCGGAGAAGGAGCCCGUGCUCACCACGGCCACCACCAUCCUGUCCAUCCUGGCCGCGGACUACCCGGUGGAGAAGCUGGCGUGCUACGUGUCCGACGACGGCGGCGCGCUGCUCACCUUCGAGGCCAUGGCGGAGGCGGCCAGCUUCGCCAACAUCUGGGUGCCCUUCUGCAAGAAGCACGACAUCGAGCCCCGGCAGCCGGACAGCUACUUCAGCAUCAAGGGCGACCCGACCAAGGGCAAGCGGCGGUCGGACUUCGUCAAGGACCGCCGCAAGGUGAAGCGGGAGUUCGACGAGUUCAAGGUGCGCAUCAACGGCCUGCCGGACUCCAUCCGCCGGCGCUCCGACGCCUUCAACGCCCGCGAGGACAUGAAGAUGCUCAAGCACCUCCGCGAGACCGGCGCCGAUCCGGCCGAGCAGCCCAAGGUGAAGAAGGCGACGUGGAUGGCGGACGGCACGCACUGGCCGGGGACCUGGGCCGUGUCGGCGCCCGACCACGCAAAGGGAAACCACGCCGGCAUCCUGCAGGCACUGACAUUGAUUGAUUAUUGA